AUGCGCGCCAAGGCAGUAGCGAUCGCGAAGGAGGCAUUCGCGCAGGCGAAGGAUCCGGAGAAUCAGAGGAAAGUGGCCGUGGCAGCGGCGAAAAAGCUUGGCAAGACGGGGCUGAACGCGCUGCUUCCCGGAAGCGCGCACGUGGUUGACGCGGUGGAGGCGGCGAAAUUCAUCGACGAGCACAUCGUGCCUCUCGUGAAGGCGGAGCUUAAGAAGCGCGCAGAUGACGCGGCUGCGGAGCGCCAGAAGCACUAUGUUGAGUACAAGACGCCGCCCCAGUCUCCCAAGGCCAAGAAAGGCGGGAAGUGA
Closterium sp. Yama58-4 is the source of this 309-nucleotide messenger RNA. NCBI's taxonomy places the organism in Eukaryota, Viridiplantae, Streptophyta, Zygnematophyceae, Desmidiales, Closteriaceae. The record is from the annotation of a GenBank genome assembly.